AUGCCUUCAGCUGCGAAUGCAAAAUCUGAAAAGCCUGCUUCUUCGGAAGCAGCGGAUAAUACACCGAUAAAGCAGAUAAUGACGCUUAUUGAACACAAAAUUCGGAACUUGGAGAAAAGAAAGAGUAAGUUAUCAUCUUACCGGGAACUACAAAAAGCUGGUAAAGAGUUAAAUGGAGAUCAGAAGGUUGCUGUGGCCAAAUAUGACGAAGUGGCCCAAACACUGGAAUUUGCUAGAGACCUUUCAAAGAAUGUUAGUUCAAUUGCGGUUUCUGCAGAAAGGGAAGCUAAAAAACAAGCCAAAAGGGAUAUUUGGAUCCGUUAUACAGCUGAUACUACCAAAAUCCGUGAAGUAAUUUUAAUUUUGGACUGUCUCGUGUUAUUGGGUAAGAGCGAAGUGCGUGAAGACUUUCUAAAUGGUAACAAUGGAGCUGCUAAACUCACUGAAGAUGAUCUUAGAAUUUUGGAUGACCUGUAUCCUGAAGUGUCACCCAAGCAUGACAUAAAUGAAGAAGGAAACCCAGGAUUUCAUGCUCAAACUGUCAAAGCUGCUGAACAUUUAUACGCCAUAAUUGAUGGCAAACCAAAAGAAAUAUUGGGCACAACUUAUGCUCAUAUUAAAGAAAUUGUAACAAAAAUACAAGAAUGUGGUUACUUUGAUAAGACCCCUGAAUCUGCAACUGAAGCAGAGGUUGAAGGAAACCAUGUCACGGAGGAAGUUGAAGAGCCUGUUCAAGAAAUACUGGAAGAAGUAGAACCAACUGCUCCCAUGUAUGCACCACCAAUGGCCAUUCCGACAGCACCUGCACCCACUGUGGUGCCCGCACCAGGAUAUCCUCUACGCCAAUUGCCUCCUAUUACUCUGCAAGAAGUAGAGCAUGCCUACUUUUCUCAACAAUAUCCACAACAAAGACCAAUAUCUGAAGUUAUAGGUUCACAAAAUUUCUUCUUCCUCCAGGAAUCUGAAAUAGACAGCCCGGUUGGUACACCACAACCACCUAUGAUGAAUCAAGCUUCACCACCAGCAGCCAUCCCCACACAAACAUUUACAAACCAGCACUUUGUUCAGAUUCCACCUAACCGUAUACCUGAGGCAGGAAAUAUGCCCAUGCCACCCCAACCUCAUUUUCCUCCUCAUCCUGAACACUUUACUGGUGUGCCUAUUCCCAUGCCUGGGCACCCCCAACCCCACCCACAAGCAUCACACCCUAUGCCCCAGCAAGCACACCAUCAAGCUAUACUCACACAGCCACAGCACAUUCCAUCACAGAUUAUACAUCCAGAGCCAGUUCCCCAACACUCUGUAGAACAAUCGUCAGCUGAAGAACACAAGUCUCCUACACCCUUGGAUGAUAAAAAGGAACUGGAAGAUAAGGAAAGUAGAAGUCCCGAGCGUGAAGAUGACGGUGAAAGAAAGUCGCAAGGACAAGGAGAUGGACAAAACAGAUUCAGAAGAUAUCGUGGUAACGGCAGAGGUGCGCCUAAUGGAUACCGCGGCCGCGGAAACUUCCAAAACAGGCAGAACAAUGAUGGAUAUCACAACCGACAUGGAGAUUAUCAAAACAGAUCAAAAGAUGGCUACCACAAUAGGCAAUACAAUGACAAUUACCAGAAUAGACACAAAGAUUACCAAAGCCGUGGAGGAAAUGACGGUUACUAUGGUAACGGCGAUACCAACGACAAUCACCACCAAAACGACAAUGGUGGCCGUGACAGAUACAAUGACAACGCCCAGGGUUAUCAAGGCGGAUUCAAAAGUCGUGGUCGAGGUGGGCCCCGUGGUGCGUCUCGUGGCGCUUCCAGGCCGCCGCGCCCACAAUACAACCGUAAACAAGACAAUGCUGAAUAA
This is a messenger RNA of Leptosia nina, 1848 nucleotides long. The record is from the annotation of a GenBank genome assembly. NCBI's taxonomy places the organism in Eukaryota, Metazoa, Arthropoda, Insecta, Lepidoptera, Pieridae.